Aspergillus niger is the source of this 1110-nucleotide messenger RNA. RefSeq lists its product as hypothetical. The coding region runs from base 1 to 1110 and encodes 369 amino acids. The record is from RefSeq and is a predicted model, not a curated record. The transcript has 8 exons. Lineage: Eukaryota; Fungi; Ascomycota; Eurotiomycetes; Eurotiales; Aspergillaceae.
AUGUGCUGGGCGGGCGCAGUUGCGGGCGCGAUUCUCUUGCCUCCGUCAGCAGUACCCCACAAGGUGGUUGAAAGGGGAACUGUAGGGUUGUUGAGUAAGGGCGGCUGGCGUAGGGGGGCGGAGGCGGAGGCGCGGCAGAGUUGGGAAAAGGGAGUCACUGUGCAAAAUCCAGGCCGGGCGUCGGAGCGCAGAAGUUUCGAGAGUAGUAGAUGUGAGCGUGUCAAUCCGAGCCAAGGACAGGAAGGGGAGGGAGGUGAAUCAAUGGGUUAUCUGCUGACUGAGGCACUUUGCUGUAAAACGACGCUUUGCGAGGAUUCGACAGUCGCGGUGAGGCCGCCCCGGAGUGGCGCUAGUCCCAAGAUGGACAAAUUUGCGCCUUCCUAUUACUCCGAACAUUCAGCUACACCAAGUACUAUUGCCUUUAAGUUCGGUGGUAGUCGCCGCUCCCAGGAGUGUCUGCGUCUGUCAUUGAUGGACAAGUCCCUGCACGCGCGGGCGGCUCAGUUCCGAGCCAUUGGAUCAAGCCUGUCAGAUCGCACCGCAUUUGUGACACAUCUGUAUGAUAUCCUCUCCGUCAACCCGACACGCUCAAAACAGGCCUACCCAAUUGGGAACAUUACAGUACUUGGCCAAGCAGCCACGAAAGACGAGCAAUUCUGCGGAUCGGGGAGUGGCGCUUUGUUCGCGGAUCAUUAUGGAGCAUUUCUCACCGUCAAUUGGUCCAGACUGCAUAUCUGCGUUUGCCAUUCUCAGCAACUUGGACAUCCACCACCGAAGAUGCCCAAAAUUUGGGAUUUUAUUGGCACCUUAUCUGCUCCGCACGGUGAGCUUGGGUCGAAUGCUGUCAGGACGCUUAUCGUCACCUUUUCAGGUUGCGGUCUGAUCGGGACCCGAGGGUGCAUUGUGGGAAUAAGGGGAAACAUGACGGAUGAUUCGGAGUUACACUGUAGCGUCAUUUCAUCACGCAUCUCCUGGAUGCGAAAUACUGCUGCUGUACCAAGCGGUGUCGAUCAGCCAUUCCAGGGAGAAACAACUAUUCAUGAAAAGUCUGUCAUUCACAUAGCUGAAGCAGAUAGGAUUGCUAGUGGUGGAGACCUUAUAUUUCCAUAG